CUGCCAGUGAGAGAGAGAGAGGGAGGGAGAGAAAGAGAGAGAGAGAGACUGAGACUGAGACUGGGGGGCUGUGAAUGGGCCAGGAGGAAGAAAGGGUUCAAGCUGGUUACCUAAGCGGAAAACAACAGACUUUUCCACUGGAGGCUUAACUCCUCACUCCCACUAUGGGUCUCCCAUCUGUGAUGAUAUUGCCCCUGCUGGUGGUGGUGUUCGCCGGAUUCUACUACAUUUACAAUGAGGUCAUCCAGCUCAUGUCCAAGACCAUAGUGCGGAACAAAGUGGUGGUGAUUACGGAUGCCGUGUCUGGAAUGGGAAGCGAGUGUGCCAGGCUGCUUCAUGAGGGAGGUGCGCGGUUGGUGCUGUGUGGACCCAGCUGGGAUAAGCUGGAGUCUCUGAGUGACUCACUGUGCAGUGCCGCAGACCCCAGCAAAACCUUCACACCCAAGCUGGUGCUGCUGGACUUCAGUGAUAUAGACAGCAUGGUGGAAGUGAUCACAGAGAUCGGGGAGUGCUACGGCUGUGUGGACAUUCUGAUAUGCAACAGCAGCAUGAAGGUCAAAGCCCCAGUUCAGAACCUCUCCCUGGACAUGGACAAAACCGUCAUGGACGUGAACUACUUUGGGCCGAUCACUUUGGCCAAAGGCAUUCUGCCAAUGAUGGUUGCCCGGAGAACAGGUCACUUUGUACUUGUCAACAGCAUCCAAGGGAGACUGGCUGUCCCAUUCCGCAGUUCUUACGCUCCCUCCAAACACGCUGUGCAGGCCUUCUUCGACUGUCUGAGAGCGGAGGUGGAGGAGUACGGCAUCUCCGUCAGUACGAUCAGCCACACCUUCAUUAACGCCACCACCCAGGACCCCACCCCCUCCAACUUCCAGCCCACCAACGCCCUGUGGGCAUACAUUUUGAGAAAGCUGAAGACACACGGUGUGAACCCCAAUGACCUGGCCAGUGAGAUUGUGAAGGUGGUGAACGGCAGGAGGAAAGAGGUGCUUGUGGCUCACCCCAUCCCCUGGGCUGCCCUCUAUAUCCGCUCACUGCUGCCCAGCUUCUUCUUCGCUGUGGUGGCAGCGGGGGUGAGGGAUGGGCCCAUGGUUGACCAGCUGAAGUAGAUGUACGUGCACGAUCAAAGUAAUGGCCGAAAGAAAGGAGUGUUUUGUGGAAGAUGCUUAUCAUUAGAAUGUGUGUAAAGCUAUAGCUCUUUAUUAUACAUGAGAAGGAGUCACGAUUUGACCUUGAACUCGGAUUGCCAGCCCUCAGGUAUUGGCUUUGAGGCCUCCUGGAAUCAUAAAGAUUCAAGAUUUUUGUGGUUUUCAUUAAAAAAAAGAAUAAUGGGAGUAAAAUCAGAGUGACUGAUACAUAGUCAUAGUACUAGAUACAUACACAGUCAUAGUGUGACAGCAUACCAAAACGAUGUUGAUAAGAAGGAUACUGUUGGAGUGUCAGAUUAAUGCCUACAUAUAUAGUGGUAGUGCCCCUGCCUGAAUUAACAGCUUGGAUUGCUGGGUAUUUGGAGAAGAAUUAAGUCUACAGUAAAGUGCAAAAGUCAAAGACCUCCUUCCUUUGCAUAAGGAAGGAGAAAGUCAAAGGAUAAUGAGU
Molecule: messenger RNA, 1596 nt
Organism: Colossoma macropomum (tambaqui)
Lineage: Eukaryota; Metazoa; Chordata; Actinopteri; Characiformes; Serrasalmidae
Gene: dhrs7cb
Product: dehydrogenase/reductase (SDR family) member 7Cb
Exons: 7
Coding region: 165-1109 (314 amino acids)
Biological process (GO): regulation of release of sequestered calcium ion into cytosol by sarcoplasmic reticulum
Cellular component (GO): sarcoplasmic reticulum membrane
Molecular function (GO): all-trans-retinol dehydrogenase (NAD+) activity
Source: RefSeq, a predicted model, not a curated record